Leptinotarsa decemlineata (Colorado potato beetle) is the source of this 3399-nucleotide messenger RNA. It is a transcript of the gene LKRSDH, whose product is annotated as Lysine ketoglutarate reductase/saccharopine dehydrogenase. NCBI's taxonomy places the organism in Eukaryota, Metazoa, Arthropoda, Insecta, Coleoptera, Chrysomelidae. Gene Ontology annotation, cellular component: cytoplasm. Gene Ontology annotation, molecular function: saccharopine dehydrogenase activity. The record is from RefSeq and is a predicted model, not a curated record.
UAUGGGAAUGAACAACAACGACCCAUCAGUGUUUAUCUAAGAUGCUCAUGGUGUUUGUCGGUAACAUUAAUAAGAGGGCUAUCGUUUUCGGACUGAAGAAGAACCUAAUGAAAUUGUUUAAAAAACCUGUGUAAGGUUUUCGAAAUCUCAAAGUGGAAAAAGUCAAGGGUCUCUGUAUCAGUUUGAAAGAAAUCAUCAAGAUGUGGAGGAACGGCAAAUCUUUAGCUGAGAAGCUCAGAAUGGUUUCUAGGAAUUAUGUUACGGCCAAAACCAAAACUAUCGCCAUCAGACGCGAGGACCAGAGCGUUUGGGAGAGACGCGCCCCUUUUGCUCCCAGCCAUGUCCGCAAACUAGUCAAAAGAGGGGUCAAAGUUAUCGUCCAGCCCAGCAACCGCAGAGCAUACCCCAUGCAGGCCUACAUCAACGCGGGGGCCACUGUGCAAGAAGACAUCUCGGAGGCGACCGUCAUAUUCGGAGUGAAGCAGGUACCAAUUGACCAGCUCAUACCCGACAAAACGUAUUGUAUAUUCUCGCACACGAUCAAGGCGCAGGAAUCCAACUUGCCGCUCCUGGACGCCAUUCUGGAGAAGCGGAUCCGUCUCAUAGACUACGAGAAGCUCAUGAACGAGAAGGGGACCAGAGUGGUGGCUUUCGGAAAGAUGGCCGGUAUUGCAGGAACUGUCAACAUCCUGCACGGUAUGGGGCUGAGGUUGUUGGCACUUGGACAUCACACUCCUUUUAUGCAUAUUGGACCUGCGCAUAACUACAGAAACUCCAGUAUGGCCAGACAAGCCGUCAGAGACGCAGGGUAUGAGAUAGCCCUGGGGCUCAUGCCAAAAUCCAUAGGACCUCUCACCUUCGUAUUCACCGGAUCGGGAAACGUUUCUCAGGGAUCUCAGGAAGUUUUUCAAGAGCUGCCUCACGAAUACGUCAGUCCAGAACUUCUGAAGAAGGUUGCAGAACACGGGAGUUUGAACAAAGUCUACGGGUGUGAGGUUAGAAGAAGACACUACCUGGAACGUGCAGAUGGUGGGGGUUUCGACCCUGUGGAAUACGAAGAACACCCAGAGCGAUACAUAUCUACGUUCAACAAAAAAAUUGCUCCAUACGCCUCAGUGCUGGUCAACGGGAUAUACUGGGCCGUGAACAGUCCAAAACUACUGACGAUUCCUGAUGCUAAACAUCUUCUUAGGCCGGCUCACACUCCAUGGUUACCAACCUCCGUAGGAGCUCCAGCAUUACCUCACAGGAUGUUGGCCAUAUGCGAUAUUUCAGCAGAUCCAGGUGGCUCAAUCGAAUUUAUGAACGAAUGUACGACCAUAGACACCCCGUUUUGUCUAUACGACGCAGAUCGAAAUAAAGACACCAGAAGUUUCAAUGGACCAGGAGUGCUGGUGUGCAGCAUCGAUAAUAUGCCCACGCAGAUACCUAGAGAGAGCACAGACUUUUUUGGAGAUCUGCUGUACCCCUUUGCUUUCGAUAUAAUCCAAAGCAAUGCUCAAGAACCACUGGAGAGGCACAGCUUUUGUCCUGUUGUGAAUGGGGCUAUAAUUGCCAGUAACGGACGACUGACUACCAAUUACGAGUACAUUCAAGAGCUGAGAAAAAGCUCGAGCAAAAGCAAACACAAAUCAAGCGGUGAUGGCACUCCCAAUGAAAAGAACGUUCUCAUAUUAGGAGCAGGCAGGGUAGCAUCCCCAUUGGUAGAAUACUUAUACAGAGAUAAAUCAGUCGGCAUCACAGUCGCUUGUGAACAAACAGAGCUAGGGGAUAGACUAGCUAAUGAUUAUCCAGGUGUGGAGAGUACCUACCUGAACGCAACCGAAAAUACAUCUUCUCUGCAAGAUCUAGUCAGGAAAGCUGAUGUUGUAGUAUCUAUAUUACCUGCUAGUUUGCAUUCUGUUGUGGCUAAGGCCUGUAUCAACGAAGGCGUGCAUAUGGUGACUGCUAGUUAUAUGUCCCCGACAGUUAAAGACCUUCAUCAGGCAGCCCAAAAUGCCGGAGUGACCAUUUUGAACGAAGUCGGUCUAGACCCAGGUAUUGACCAUUUCCUUGCCUUGGAAUGUAUACAGGAAGUGCAAAGCAGUGGUGGAACGGUAACGUCGUUUGAAUCCUUCUGCGGGGGAUUACCAGCGCCAGAAUUCAGCGACAAUCCUCUGAGAUACAAGUUCUCCUGGUCACCAAGAGGUGCUCUUUUGAACACCGUAUCGUCAGCAAGAUAUCUUAGAAAAGGCCAAAUCGUUGAAAUCAGCGAAGGAGGCGAGUUGAUGCGAGCAGCGCAACCCUUGGAUUUCCUCCCCGGCUUCAACCUGGAAGGCUUCCCAAACAGAGACAGCUUGAAGUACGCCAAAUUGUACGGCAUAGAUGGCGCUAACACGAUCCUCAGAGGCACCAUCAGAUACAGCGGCUUUGCGCAAGCUGCGAGACAGCUUCAAUUCCUGGGGCUGCUCGACAGCGAAAUCCACCCCAGCUUGCACUUGCAAGGACCCGAAAUCACGUGGCGGAAGUUCAUCUGCGACCUGCUGGGGUUAGAAGACUCAAAUAUUUUCUAUGACAACUUGAAGAGCAAGAUUACCGAAAGAACGGGUACAGAGACCGCCGUGGAUGUUUUGGAGGAAUUGGGGUUGUUGGAGGAAAAAAGUGUGGUUAAGUGUGGAACGCCUUUAGAUACGUUGACGCAUUAUUUGUCCACCAAACUGGCAUUGGAAAAAGACGAAAGGGAUAUCAUAAUCCUCAGGCACGAUGUUGGAGUUCUAUGGCCAGAUAACAAAAAAGAAACUAGAGGAAUCAACUUCGUGGUAUACGGAGAUAUCAACGGGCAUUCAGCCAUGGCGAAAACGGUCGGUUAUCCAGCAGCGAUUGCUGCAAAAAUGAUUCUAGAUGGUGAAAUUCAGGAACGGGGUUGCAUACUUCCGUUCGCUCCAGAAAUUUAUAGAACAAUGUUGCAAAGGCUGAGGAUGGAAGGUUUCAACAGUAGCGAAACAUCGAAGUUUGCCUAGAUGUCCAGCUCAUUCUCACUUGUUGAUACAAUUACAGCUGAAGGACUAAAUAUAAUGUGUGAUCUUACUUAAUUAGGUGUUUAUUCUAAGUAAAUAUUUUAGGCACCUGAUGUUCUUUUCUGGGAAAGAUACAUUUUAUUCAGUCGUUUUAUAGACUGAAAAAAAAUAGAUUGAUUAGUCCUUAAUGAAAAUGUAUUAUUAAGUAUGUUCAUUAGUUUUUAGAAGUCGAUUUUUUGUUUAUAUCAACAGAAAAAAGAGUUAGUAUUACAAAUAAUAUAUUUGUGAUGACACAUCAGCGAAAAAUAAACCCAGCAUUGUUUUAUUUAGGUGAUAAGAAAAAAUGUUCAUGAUGGAAUUUAUGUAUGGAUUUUACUAAAUACUUUUUUGGGUUUAAAGAAUG